Messenger RNA from Menidia menidia (Atlantic silverside), 3666 nucleotides. Lineage: Eukaryota; Metazoa; Chordata; Actinopteri; Atheriniformes; Atherinopsidae. The record is from the annotation of a GenBank genome assembly.
UGAUGGCAGAGGAAGUCUUGUCUUUCUCUCUGUGUGAGCUAUGUGCUCACUAUGUUCGGUUAUCUAAAAAAUAAAUAAUUAAUUGAAAACAAGGAGGUGUUUACAGGGCACUGGUGAGGCUGAGAGAGGCGCUUGUUGCAGAGAAGCCAACGCAACCUCAUGGAUGGAAUUCUGUUGACCUGUUCUUAGUCAGCAAGGCCUUGUCAGACACAGAAACAAGCCUUGAUUAUUUGACUAUAGCUUUUCUUCUCUUCUUCAGGACAAGCAGCAUGCUGGCUCAUUCGCCUUAAACAGCUUCAAGAGGACUUAAAAGGCUGCUGUGACGGUCGGAGCUUUGAACCCACGGUUGAGAGAGACAUGGGGAACACGGCUACCAAGUUCCGUAAGGCUCUGAUCAGUGGGGACGAGGCGCUGGCGUGCCAACUUUAUGAGAGCAACCCACAGUUCAAGGAAGCCCUGGAUCCCAACUCGACUUAUGGAGAGUCCUACCAGCACAACACUCCACUGCACUACGCCGCCCGGCACGCCAUGAUACGCCUACUCAGGUCAUUUCUCCAAGGCAAAGAUGGCAAUCCUAACAAGCGCAACGUGCACAAUGAGACAUCUGUGCACCUUCUCUGCAUGGGCCCCCAGAUCCUGACCUCAGAGGGGGCGCUGCAGCCGCGUCUCUCACGGCCAUAUGAAGACGUACAGCGUCGAACAGAAUGCUUACAGAUCAUCCUAUCUUGGACCGGAGCAAAGUUGGACCAUGGAGAGUAUGAGUGCGCUGACAUCAAUGCCACAGACAACAAGAAAAACACCUGCCUGCACUAUGCGGCCGCCGCGGGCAUGAGGACGUGCGUUGAGAUACUGGUGCAGAGAGAAGCGGACCUGUUUGCAGAGAACGAAAACCGCGAGACUCCAUGUGACUGUGCAGAAAAGCAGCACCACAAGGAGUUGGCCCUACGCCUGGAGUCGCAGAUGGUCUUCUCUCUGGCCCCUGAGGCGGAGGGUAUAGAAGCAGAGUAUGCAGCCCUCGACCGACGAGAGUUGUACGAGGGCCUGCGGCCUCAGGACCUCCGGAGGCUGAAGGACAUGCUCAUCGUGGAGACAGCUGACAUGCUUCAAGCCCCGCUUUUCACCGCCGAAGCGCUUCUCCGCGCACACGAUUGGGACAGGGUGAAGCUUUUAGAGGCCUGGAUGAUGAAUGCAGAGGAGUGCUGCCAACGUUCAGGGGUACGGAUGCCCAACCCCCCUCCUAGUGGCUACAAUGCAUGGGACACCUUGCCUUCGCCUCGCACGACUCGCUCCUCCACAACCUCCCCGGACCAGAUCAGCCUCAUGCCGACAGAUGAAGAGUCUUCUCUGUGUGGCAUCUGCAUGUCUUCCAUCUCUGUCUUUGAGGAACCCGUUGACAUGUCUUGUGGCCAUGAGUUCUGCAGAGCUUGCUGGGAAGGGUUUCUAAAUCUAAAGAUCCAGGAGGGGGAAGCUCACAACAUUUUCUGCCCGGCCUUCGACUGUUACCAGCUCGUGCCGGUGGAAGUCAUAGAAAGUGUGGUGUCCAGAGAGAUGGACAGGCGUUACAUGCAGUUUGACAUAAAGGCAUUUGUGGAAAACAACCCAGCAAUCCGAUGGUGUCCUGAGGCUGGAUGUGAAAGAGCAGUCAGACUGAGCACCCAUGGCCCCGGGUCCUCCACUUCAGACCCUUUAAGCUUCCCACUGCUUCGGGCACCAGCUGUAGAUUGUGGCAAAGGCCACCUAUUCUGCUGGGAGUGUCGAGGUGAGGCCCAUGAGCCCUGCGACUGUGAGACCUGGAAGAUGUGGCUCCAGAAGGUCACAGAGAUGAAACCUGAGGAAUUGGCUGGUGUGAGCGAAGCCUACGAGGAUGCAGCCAACUGUUUGUGGAUGCUCACCAACUCUAAACCCUGCGCCAACUGCAAGUCUCCAAUACAGAAAAAUGAGGGCUGCAAUCACAUGCAGUGUGCAAAGUGUAAGUAUGACUUCUGCUGGAUCUGUCUGGAGGAGUGGAAAAAGCACAGCUCGUCAACAGGAGGCUAUUAUCGCUGCACCCGUUAUGAAGUCAUUCAACAGGUGGAAGAACAGUCGAAGGAGAUGACAGAAGAGGCAGAGAAGACGCACAAGAGUUUUCAGGAAGUUGACCGUUUUAUGCACUACUACACCCGCUUCAAGAACCACGAGCACAGCUAUCAGCUUGAGCAGCGCCUAUUAAAAACAGCCAAAGAGAAGAUGGAGCAACUCAGUCGAGCCCUGAGUGGAAGGGAAGGAUGCCCACCUGACACGACAUUCAUAGAAGAUGCCGUCUUAGAACUGCUUAAGACUCGCCGCAUCCUCAAGUGCUCUUAUCCUUAUGGGUUCUUUCUGGAGCCCAAAAGCACAAAGAAGGAGAUCUACGAACUUAUGCAGACUGACUUGGAGAUGGUCACUGAGGACUUGGCCCAAAAGGUUAACAGGCCCUACCUGCGAACACCUCGUCACAAAAUCAUCCGGGCAGCGUGCCUCGUCCAGCAGAAGAGACAGGAGUUCCUGGCCUCUGUAGCAAGAGGAGUGGCCCCGAAUGACUCCCCCGAUGCCCCCCGACGCAGUUUUGCUGGUGGAACGUGGGACUGGGAAUAUUUAGGCUUUGCAUCUCCUGAGGAGUACGCGGAGUUUCAGUACAGACGGAGACAUCGGCAGCGGAGGAGGGGUGACAUGUCUAGUGUCCGCAGCAACACUCCUGACCCAGAAGACCUCAGCGACAGCACUUUAGACCCGCAGGAUAUUGGCAGUGGACACAGACGAGGUCCGCUGAUGGGUCUUGGCUCCUUGGACGAUGACGACCCCAACAUUUUACUGGCCAUUCAGCUGUCUCUCCAGGAUUCGGCGAUGGCAGGGAUUGAGUCCAACCACGACAUCCUUGCCAAUGAAGCCUCACUUGGCGCGAUCGGCACCUCCCUGCCCUCUAGGCUGGAGCAGAGCACUCCAGGUGUUGAAUUUCUCCCAAGAGCUUCUCUCAGCAGCUCAGAACUGCUGGAACUGGGAGAUAACUUGGCAAGACUAAGCAAUAUCAGUAGCCAGUACUCUGCAGCCACCGGCGUUCCCAUCUCUGCUCAACACUGUGACAGGCAUCACCGGGCGCACAGUUCCUCCACAGGCCUGUUCUCUUCCUCCACUGACACAGACUCAACCACGUGCGGCAGCCAUGAUCCAUCCUCCUCCUCUGCUUUAGCGUCGAAUGCUAACCUUCUUGGAAAUAUUAUGGCUUGGUUCCAUGACAUGAAUCCUCAAGGUAUCACCCUGGUCCCCUCCACCUCCUCCGACACCGACUCUAACAAAGAUCCACUCCUCACAGGCACGGUAGAAUGCCUGCAAGAUGAUGAGAAAGGCGGGGACACUGUCCUCCCUGACUGCAGGAAAGCUCAGGAGCUGAUGGCUGAGGUGGCUUUCUCCUCUCAGAGUGUCAGGGAGGAGAAGGAGAGCGCUGUCGCCGAGAGGCCGACGCGGUUAGAUCUAGUAGGGCAAGACCCCGUUUCACUACCUUACAUGGCAGCCGGUGAUCCGAGUGGAGAGUAUGCUGAGCAUGCCAGCUCAAAGAAGUGCCAUGUCGACACUCCACAGUGUGACUCUAUGUCUGACCAGCUGCCCAGCACCAGCUCCUCUGAGUGGGAGGACCAAGUGCACCUGGUAUGA